CACAAAAAAUACGAGAUAACGUACUUCCAUUUCUCAGACACCCCUAAACAAUACUGCUCAAGGAAUAACCAAACACGAAAUUCAGCUACACAACAAAGGGAUUUAAAUCACUUUUCGAGCUUCAGACUAUCCAAAUUGAUGGCCUCCUUGCCUUCUGCUGUAGUUGGCAACACUCUCAAGCUCGAUCCUGACUUCAAACGUCACAUUCCACCUUCUCUUACAUUCGAUAAGAAAAACUAUGGGAAUAAUGCACAACUGGAUAAAGCUUUGGACCCUUUUAGUAUGGAGUUCAAUGAAGCAAUUGCAAUAGUAAAAGAAUGUAGUCUGAAAGUUGAGUCCGCUGCUUAUCUUCCACUGUUGCAAGAAUGCAUAGAUAAGAAUUCAGUUUCAGAAGCACAAGUAAUUCAUGCCCAUAUCAUAAAAACUGGCACGCAUCAAGAUUGGUUUCUCAUGACAUUUCUUGUUAAUGUAUAUGCAAAAUUUGGUACGGUGGGAAAUGCUAGGAAAGUAUUUGACAGUUUGCCUAGGAGAAAUGUGGUUUCUUGGACCUCCUUGAUGUCCGGUUAUAUUAAAAGUUCAGAGCCAGAGCGUGCUAUUGGUGUUUUUGAAGAAAUGUUGGAAGCUGGGGUGUAUCCCACGAAUUAUACGUUGGGGCUUGUUUUGAAUGCUUGUUCAUCAUUAUCGGAUAUUGAAUUAGGGAAGCAAAUUCAUGGUUUUAUUUUGAAAUAUCGGAUUGCGGAUGACACGAGCAUUGGAAAUGCACUUUGUAGUUUGUAUUCUAAAAACGGGAUUUUGGAUUCUGCAGUUAAGGUAUUUCAAAGCAUUGAGGAAAAGAAUGUUAUUUCGUGGACUGGUGUGAUAUCAGCUUGUGGGGAUAAUGGGAACCCUGCCAAGGGGUUGGAUUUUUUUGUUGAGAUGCUACUUGAGGGUGCAGAGCCAAAUGAGUUUACAUUGACUAGCGUGUUGAGUCUGUGCUGUGUAAUCCAGGCUUUGGAAGUUGGGAUGCAGGUUCAGUCUUUGAGCAUUAAACAUGGUUAUGGAUCUAAUUUACGUGUGAUGAAUGCGGUUAUGUAUUUGUACUUGAAAAAUGGAUGCAUUAGUGAGGCGAACCAGUUGUUUGAUGCAAUGGACAUCGUCAGCUUGGUAUCAUGGAAUGCUAUGAUUGCAGGCCAUGCUCAGAUGAUAGAUCGUGCAGAAGAUGGAGUCUCAGCACAUCAAAGUGGGAUUCAGGCUCUCAAGAUGUUGUUGAGAUUGCACCGGUCUGGUUUAAAGCCAGAUUUAUUCACCUUCUCAAGUGUAUUGGAUGUAUGCAGUAGUUUGGCUGCUCCGGAACAAGGAGAACAGGCUCACGCUCAAACAAUUAAAUCUGGGUUCUUGUCUGAUGUAGUUGUUGGAACUGCUUUAGUCGACAUGUACGGCAAAUGUGGAAGCAUUCAGGGAGCAAGUAAAGCUUUUCUUGAGAUGUCCACCAGGACUAUGAUAUCCUGGACUGCAAUGAUUACUGCUUUUGCCAGGCAUGGCCAGUCACGACAGGCAUUACAGCUUUUUGGGGAUAUGAGGUUUGUUGGAGUAAAGCCAAACAAGAUUACUUUUGUAGGCGUUCUUGCAGCUUGCAGCCAUGCUGGAAUGGUCGAUGAAGGAUUGGCUUACUUCAACAUGAUGAAAAAUGAGUGUAAAAUCAAGCCUGUGAUGGACCAUUAUGGAUGCCUGAUUGAUAUGUUUGUGAGGUUAGGUCGGUUGGAAGAAGCUUUUGACCUUAUCAAAAAGAUGGAUUUUGAGCCCAACGAAGUUAUAUGGUCAAUGCUAAUUGCAGGCUGUAGAAGUCAUGGGAAAUUAGACUUGGCUUUUCAGGCAGCGGAGCAACUGCUCAACCUUAAUCCAAAGGACUCAGAGACGUAUUUGUCGUUGUUAAAUUUGUACUUCGUUGCGGAGAGAUGGAAGGAUGUUUCAAGGGUGAGAAAAAUGAUGAAAGCUGGAAAAAUAGGAAAACUGAAAGAUUGGAGCUGGAUGAGCAUUAAAGACAAGGUUUAUUCAUUUAAGCCCGAUGAUCAACAAGGUUUGAUGAAAGAGGUUGAAGAAUAUCUGGCGGAUUUACAUGAGAGCGUAAAGACUCUUGGAUAUGAAUUCCAAGCAAAUUUUGAGGCGAUAAAUUCUGAAGAGCAAGAAACAACUUCGUCUACCGUUCAUCACAGCGAAAAAAUGGCAGUUGCAUUUGGGCUGUUGAAUACACCAAAUGCUGCACCAAUACGGAUUAAGAAGAGCAUUAGCAUGUGUAAGGAUUGCCAUAAUUUUGUUAAAUACAUCUCAAUGUCAACUUCAAGGACAAUUAUAAUCCGAGACAGCAAAAAGCUGCAUAAAUUUGUUAAUGGACACUGUUCAUGUGGGGAUUUCAGCAGUCUCCUUUGAUAUGUUGUGAAUUAAAUGAAAAAGCUAGGUUAUCUCAA
Molecule: messenger RNA, 2444 nt
Organism: Coffea eugenioides
Lineage: Eukaryota; Viridiplantae; Streptophyta; Magnoliopsida; Gentianales; Rubiaceae
Product: pentatricopeptide repeat-containing protein At4g14850-like
Exons: 2
Coding region: 139-2406 (755 amino acids)
Biological process (GO): RNA modification
Molecular function (GO): RNA binding; protein binding; zinc ion binding
Source: RefSeq, a predicted model, not a curated record